UUUAUUUGUUCGGCUAGGUGGUUCAUUCAACCUGAAUGUCAGCAUGGUCGUUAAGCCGUCUUCUUUGGUUGUCGAUGAUCGUGAUGUUGCUAAAUCUAGUGUUGCUCCUGUUCGCCAAAAAAGGAGUUCCAUUACAUUCGAUGGUGGCUUGAGGAAGCGUCGAAAAUUCGAAACUUCUGGAGGUCCUCAUUCUCCGUUAUCACAACCAAGUGGACACACAAAGCAGAUUCGGAACAACGUCACUUCUGCUCUUCCAGGUGUUGCUCUUUUUCUCGGUGUUGGAGAUACUGGCCAACUUGGUUUGGGACCAGAUGUAACAGAACGCUCAAGACCUGCUCUCCCAAGUGCUGCAAGCCUUGCUGCGUUACAAACGACUAAGGAAAAUUCUUUCUCUUAUUUCACACAAAUAUGUUGUGGGGGCAUGCAUUCUGUUUGCUUGACAGCUAGUGGUAGUAUUGCUACCUGUGGUUGCAAUGACGAGGGAGCCUUGGGUAGGCCGACGGGUACGGAGUCUGGAUCUUGCGACUCGUCUGUAAACAAUCACAAUGGCUCCUACCCUAUUGUAGACGAGUGUCAUCUUGGACUGGUACUCUUUCCACCGAAAGUAAAGAUAGUCAUGGUUUCCGCUGGUGAUAGUCAUACUGCAGCUUUGGACACCAAUGGUCAGGUGUGGUUAUGGGGAACAUUUCGAGGAGCUAGUGGCCCUAUAGGACUUACACAACCUGGGGAGAUUUGUACAACGCCGAGACCAUUACUACCUUAUGCUAUGAAUAGUUCCACUGAAAACAAUGAUAAUGUUCCCAACAGUGAUCCCAAAUUAUCUAAUCGAUCAACGAAUACAGCGCUUCUAACUCCUAGUACACACGUGGUGAAAAUCGCCUCUGGGCAAGACCAUUUGGUUUGCCUGACAGAUGAAGGUCGUCUUUACACUAUGGGGUGUGGUGAGCAAGGUCAACUAGGUCGUGUUGCUGAACGGUUUGCAAAAGAUGGUGGUCGUUCAGGAAUUAGCUCACUACUUCAACCUACUGAAUGUCGAGUUCGCGGAGCCGUACGUUUUUCCGAUGUGUGGGCAGGAGGUUUCGCUACAUUCGCUCGUUGUCAAAUUACUGGUGUCAUAUAUGCUUGUGGUCUAAAUAAUUAUGGCCAACUAGCAUUACGCGAUACAACCGGUCAUGGAAAAUCGCUUUCAUCCAAUACUGUAGAAGAAUUUGCCGAUGUUGAAUUGAAUAUGGCUGGAGAUGCCGCAAAAUUAGUAACUGAUCGACAGGAAGCUGAUAGGUCGGAGGCUCAACUGAUCGCUCGACAAGGUCCUCUUAUCCAGUUCAUGUUAAUUCGAGCAUUUGGAUUUGAUCCGGACCAAGAUUGGCGUCAGUUUGCGAUCAGUAUGCAUCAUACACUAGCUCUAAACAAUCUUGGUCAUGUGUACGCUGUUGGUCGACCAGAUUACGGUCGUCUUGGUUUGGGGUACGAUUUGAAUGGAUCGAAAGUUUCCGUGAACAAACCUACACGCGUUCUCGGUGCACUUAGUGAAUGUUCUUGCUCAUGGAUUGGUUGUGGAGAAGUAUGUUCAUUUGCAGUUGAUACUGAAGGUCGUGCCUAUUCCUGGGGUAUGGGUAGUAAUCAUCAACUUGGGCAUGGAGAUAGUGAAAAUGACUGUUGGGAGCCAGAGUUGAUGGUAGGAAAACAAUUAGAAGAUCGCCGCGUCUUAAUGAUUGAUGCUGGUGGCCAACAUACUGUAGUGCUAGCUUGCUCUGCUACUCAGCCGAAUGUGAUUAACACAGAUACAGAUAUUGUGAUGCGUGAUUCUAAUCAGCUUUUAAACGGCACGAACAAAUCUCCCGCAGCCAAUAAACAAGAUGAAGAAAUGUCAGAAGUGACGUCUAAUCCACUUUCUAAUAAUAAUAAUCUAGAACACGAAAAAAGUGAAGAAUUAUCCAAAAAAUCUUGUUCAGCUGAUACUUCGGUAGAGCGUAUUUUGAUUCCGCCAAUUGGACCUGGUGCCCCACAAAGCAAGCGGAACCGACGUGCAAGUCCUUCUUCUGUAGCUGGGAGUACCGGGACAACGCUGCUUACUCCUGUUGGGUUUAGUUGUGAAAGUACAACAGGAAGUACAGCAGGUGCCACAAUCAAUAGUAGCGUCCAUAGUUCUGCUGUUUCAGAUACUUGCUCCGUUGGAUCAUGUGCAUCGACAAGCAGUACAAGUAGUCAGUUAAAUAGUGCAAAAAGUACUGAUGGUGGUGGAAGUAGCCGAUGUAGUUCCUUUGAUAAUUACAGUGUACAGAGUAGUUUAUUGUUGCUCCCAUCCACAGAAGACAAAUUCUGUAAGGGCACAUAAUCCCUUGUUCUUAUUUUUAGUAUUCGAAAAAAUCUACUUGCUGUUAUUUUCCCUAAUCCUUCUUAAGGUUAAUUAUAAUACUUGGUAUCAUUGAUAUUUAACCGUUUUUUCAGCCUGCUCAAAUUCGUUUCAUCCUUAACGUUGUGGCUACGUACAUUCAUCUUCUCUUACUCCAUUUUCGUCAAGAAUUUUCAUGUCGAAUUUAUUGUGUGAUGUUUUAUUUUCUAUUUAUAAUAAUAAUCACACUUUGAAGGAAAUAUUUGCGAACAACUUUAACUUUAGAAAAUUUUAUCUGACUGACUGACUAACAAUACACUAUGUUUAAAUAAAUUUUGAUUUUGUACACUGCAUCCGUUUGUAUAAUCUAACAUUUGUUAAACAUUUUGAAAACAGGUGAAACUUUAAAUAACUUGAUGUAUACUUUCAAAUGUUAAUGUAACGUUUUUUGUUAGUGUGAUUUCUCGUAUGUUUGUUUAUGUGAUUAUGUUAUUAUAAUUUGUAUUCAUUUAAAAGUUAUCAGUUUU
Messenger RNA from Schistosoma turkestanicum, 2859 nucleotides. NCBI's taxonomy places the organism in Eukaryota, Metazoa, Platyhelminthes, Trematoda, Strigeidida, Schistosomatidae. The record is from the annotation of a GenBank genome assembly.